Molecule: messenger RNA, 2704 nt
Organism: Choloepus didactylus (southern two-toed sloth)
Lineage: Eukaryota; Metazoa; Chordata; Mammalia; Pilosa; Megalonychidae
Gene: PKP3
Product: plakophilin 3
Exons: 13
Coding region: 124-2487 (787 amino acids)
Biological process (GO): cell-cell adhesion; cell-cell junction assembly
Cellular component (GO): adherens junction; plasma membrane; nucleus
Molecular function (GO): cadherin binding
Source: RefSeq, a predicted model, not a curated record
UCUGGGCGCGGCCGGCGGGGAGGGGACUCGGGGACAGGGCCGCGCGGGCGAGACAGUGAAGACAGCCGGGGUCGGAGGCGGCCGCGGCGGCCCAGGCCUGGCGGACCCAGCCCUGCCGCCGCCAUGCAGGACGGUAACUUCCUGCUGUCUGCCCUGCAGCCCGAGGCCGGCGUGUGCUCCCUGGCGCUGCCCUCGGACCUGCAGCUGGACCGCCGGGGCGUGGAGGGCCCGGAGGCCGAGCGGCUGCGGGCGGCCCGCGUCCAGGAGCAGGUCCGCGCCCGCCUGCUGCAGCUGGGCCAGCGGCACAACGGGGCGGCCGAGGCCGAGGCCAGAGGCACGUCCCGGGCCCCGUACCACACCCUGCAGUCUGGCUUCAGCUCCCGCUCCCAGGGCCUGGGUGCAGACACCUCGACCUUCCGGCCAAUUGCCAAGCCCGGCUACAGCCCUGCCUCCUGGUCGUCCCGCUCGGCCGUGGACCUGAGCUCCUCCCGGAGGCUGAGCUCCGCCCACAACGGGGGCAGCGCCUUCGGGGCCUUCGGAGGCGCCCAGGCCUCCGCCCCCAUGCCCGCCCGCCCGGCGUCCUUCCACGAGCGCAGCGGCUGGGGGAGCCGGGCAGACUACGACACGCUGUCCCUGCGCUCCCUGCGGCUGGGGCCCGGCGGCCUGGAUGACCGCUGCAGCGUGGUGUCCGAGCAGCUGGAGCCCACGGCCGCCUCUGCCUACCGGGCCUUUGCCUAUGAGCGCCAGGCCAGCUCCGGGCUGGGCCCGGCCGGGGGUCUGGACUGGCCGGAGGCCGCUGAGGGGCCCCCCAGCCGGACCAUCCGCGCCCCUGCCAUGCGGACGCUGCAGCGGUUCCAGAGCGGCCACCGCAGCCGGGGGACGGUGGGGGCAGCGCCGGGGACGGCCCUGGAGCCCGUGGCCCGAGCCCCAUCCGUGCGCAGCCUCAGCCUCGGCCUGGCGGACCCAGGCCACCUGCCGGACAUGCGCAGGCUGGACAGCUACAGCGGCCACCACACCCUGCAGAGGCUGAGCAGCGGCUUCGACGACAUUGACCUGCCCUCGGCCGUCAAGUACCUCAUGGCCUCGGACCCCAACCUGCAGGUGCUGGGUGCAGCCUACAUCCAGCACAAGUGCUACAGCGAUGCCGCGGCCAAGAAGCAGGCCCGCAGCCUUCAAGCCGUGCCGAGGCUGGUGAAGCUGUUCAACCACGCCAACCAGGAGGUGCAGCGCCACGCCACGGGCGCCACGCGCAACCUCAUCUACGACAACGCCGACAACAAGCUGGCGCUGGUGGAGGAGAACGGCAUCUUCGAGCUGCUGCGAACCCUGCGCGAGCAGGACGACGAGCUGCGCAAGAAUGUCACAGGGAUCCUGUGGAACUUGUCGUCCAGCGACCACCUGAAGGAUCGCCUGGCCCGUGACACCCUGGAGCAGCUCACAGACCUGGUGCUGAGCCCCCUCUCGGGGGCCGGGGGACCGCCCCUCAUCCAGCAGAACGCGUCCGAGGCCGAGAUCUUCUACAACGCCACGGGCUUCCUCAGGAACCUCAGCUCAGCCUCCCAGGUCACCCGCCAGAAGAUGCGGGAGUGCCACGGGCUGGUGGACGCCCUGGUCACCUACAUCAACCACGCCCUGGACGUGGGCAAGUGCGAGGACAAGAGCGUGGAGAACGCCGUGUGUGUGCUCAGGAACCUGUCCUACCGGCUGUACGACGAGAUGCCGCCGUCCGCGCUGCAGCGGCUGGAGGGCCGGGGCCGCAGGGACCUGGCGGGGGCCCCGCCCGGCGAGGUGGCGGGCUGCUUCACGCCGCAGAGCCGGCGGCUGCGCGAGCUGGCCCUCACGGCCGACGCGCUCACUUUUGCGGAGGUGUCCAAGGACCCCAAGGGCCUCGAGUGGCUGUGGAGCCCCCAGAUCGUGGGGCUGUACAACCGGCUGCUGCAGCGCUGCGAGCUCAACAGGCACACAACCGAGGCCGCGGCCGGGGCGCUGCAGAACAUCACCGCGGGCGACCGCAGGUGGGCCGGUGUGCUGAGCCGCCUGGCGCUGGAGCAGGAGCGGAUCCUCAAUCCCCUGCUGGACCGCGUGCGGACCGCUGACCACCACCAGCUGCGCUCGCUGACCGGACUCAUCCGCAACCUGUCCCGCAACGCCAGGAACAAGGACGAGAUGUCCACGAAGGUGGUGAGUCACCUGAUCGAGAAGCUCCCGGGCAGUGUGGGUGAGAAGGCGCCGCCGGCUGAGGUGCUGGUCAACAUCAUCGCCGUGCUCAACAGCCUGGUGGUGGCCAGUCCCAUCGCCGCCCGCGACCUGCUCUACUUCGACGGGCUCCGCAAGCUCAUCUUCAUCAAGAAGAAGCGGGACAGCCCCGACAGCGAGAAGUCCUCCCGGGCGGCCUCCAGCCUCCUGGCCAAUCUGUGGCAGUACAGCAAGCUGCACCGCGACUUCCGGGCGAAGGGCUAUCGGAAGGAGGACUUCCUGGGCCCGUAGUGAGGCCUUUCUGGAGGAGGCAGGCAGCCCGGCCUCCGAGGGACACUCACACAGUACUGCCGCCCUGCUGGCCACCUGGACGAGAAGUGGACGGCUGGAGGCCCUGGCCCGGGGGUCCGUGCACGACCCUGCGAGGAGCCUGGGCCACCGGGAGGGGCAGGGCUGAGGCUGGGGAUGUUGGGACUGGGCUUCUGAGGGGGUGGGUGGCUUGGGGCUG